AUGUGGAUUAGCUCGCUAAAUUUCUUAAUCCUUGUGUCAAUAUCGGAGUUGUGCUGUGCUUCCAAUGCACCAGGAACUAACGACACACUUCACUGCUGUAUGAAUUGUCGCGAGGAGGCUCGCGAAUGUGCACUCAAAUGCGUGCAUCCCCUUUUACAAGAAACUGGAUGCAUGGAGGAAUGUCAGUUUCAUUUUAAUACAUGCACAAAAAAUGUCUGCAACAUUGUGGAGUACUUGGAUCCUGUUCUAAAGCACUACGAUAAUGAUUGCGCCUUAUCCCUUGAAUAA
Molecule: messenger RNA, 288 nt
Organism: Dicrocoelium dendriticum
Lineage: Eukaryota; Metazoa; Platyhelminthes; Trematoda; Plagiorchiida; Dicrocoeliidae
Source: the annotation of a GenBank genome assembly